Aspergillus welwitschiae is the source of this 1319-nucleotide messenger RNA. RefSeq names its product Mov34/MPN/PAD-1 family protein. Gene Ontology annotation, cellular component: cytoplasm; COP9 signalosome. The transcript has 2 exons. NCBI's taxonomy places the organism in Eukaryota, Fungi, Ascomycota, Eurotiomycetes, Eurotiales, Aspergillaceae. Gene Ontology annotation, biological process: protein deneddylation. Gene Ontology annotation, molecular function: protein binding; deNEDDylase activity; metallopeptidase activity. The record is from RefSeq and is a predicted model, not a curated record. The coding region runs from base 244 to 1260 and encodes 338 amino acids.
CCCGUCGGCCCGGUAACCGCUGACUCAGCGCCGAUCUCCGCCGCGAUCUGCCGGGGAGUUGCUCACCGCCCGGAGUCACCUCACACCAUCUCUCUAUCUACUAUCCAGAUCUCAUUAUCUACUACUCCACUUGACCUUUUCAUUCCAAUAAUCAAAAUCUACUUCUAAUUUCAGCCAAUCCGUGUUAAUACUCCAUACCAUCCCCUUACUAUUCCAAUUACAACUUCUUCUCUACCAUCCACCAUGCAGGCUGCCCAGCAGUCCUGGGAAUUCGAAAAUGCCGUCACCCUCAUAGACCCCCACCGAGACGCGCUCUACAAAUACGAUGAAGAGACACACAAAGCUCUUAGCGCUCAGCGCCCUUGGUCCAAAGACCCACACUACUUCAAAUCGAUCCGAAUCUCCGCCGUCGCACUCCUCAAGAUGGUAAUGCACGCGCGGUCCGGCGGCUCCCUCGAAGUAAUGGGCCUAAUGCAAGGCUAUGUCCUGCCCGAAACCUUCGUGGUAACCGACGCCUUCCGACUUCCCGUGGAGGGAACCGAAACGCGAGUCAACGCCCAAGACGAAGCCAACGAAUACAUGGUCUCUUACCUACAGUCGUGCCGGGACGCAGGACGGAUGGAAAACGCAGUGGGCUGGUACCACAGUCAUCCCGGGUACGGGUGCUGGUUAUCGGGCAUUGAUGUGACGACGCAGGAUAUGCAGCAGCUCGGGGGACCGUUUGUGGCGGUGGUGGUUGAUCCAGAGAGGACAAUCUCAGCAGGGAAGGUGGAUAUUGGGGCAUUUAGGACGUUUCCGAAGGAUUAUACGCCGCCGAAGGGGGAGGGGGGUAGUGGUGCUGGGGAGGAUGACUAUCAGACGGUGCCGUUGAACAAGGCGGAGGACUUUGGGGCACAUGCAUCACAUUAUUAUUCGCUGGAGGUGUCUGUGUUUAAGAGUGCGUUGGAUACGGAGAUUCUGUCGUUGCUGUGGAAUAAGUAUUGGGUUGCGACGUUGAGUCAGAGUCCGUUGUUUACGACGAGGGAUUAUGGGAGUAAGCAGAUGGUGGAUUUGAGUCAGAAGAUUAAGCGGGCCACGAGGGGCGUGGAGAGUAGUGCUUCGCGAGGGAAUCUGGCGCAGGUUAAGGAUCCGCAAUUGGAGAGGGUGGCGAGGGAUGGACAGCGUAUUGUCUCGGAGGAAGUGAAGGGUUUGUUGGCGGCGGAGGUGAAGAUGAAGCUGUUUCAAAAUGUUGGGGAGGGGGAUAGAUCGGAGAAAUCAUGAGCUUGUGCUCAACUUCUGUUCUUAUGAAAGGCUUAUGAAGGUUCAUUUGAGAACAACUC